AUGAACGACGCGUACCACCUCCCACACUGGCACAGCGUGCUGUGGGCGGCCGGAAAGACGCCUGCGGCGGUGACCAUUCCGCUGUCGGUGCCCGAGGGUCGUGCCCUUGUGGCUGCGUACCGUGCGCGGGCGCUGUACGCGCGGGGCGCCGAGCCUCAUCUUGACGGCCUUGCCGACCGCAUCGAUGCUGCCCUGGCGUCGAUGGCAUCAGAGCUUGGCUCUUCGCCCGCAGCCUUUGUCCGCCUCACAACUCGCUCGCCAAAGGACGCUGUCCUGCGCUCGCCCGCCCUGCAGGCCUGGCUCAACGAGGCCUUUCGCGAGGCUGCUGUUGUCUGCACCGAUGCCGAUGCCGACGCCGACGCCCGGCAGAUCAAUGCCGACACCAUCGGAUGGUACGCGGCCAUGGUUGAUGCCAUGCGAAUCGAGUCGGCGGCAACAGCGCUUGAUCUACUUGUCGACUCGCAUAGAGUGUUCACCGAUGUGUCGCGGUGGCUGGCGGCCCGCGAUGCCGGUCAGACGGAUGGCGCCGGCGCUGGCAUGGGUGUGGUAGUCCGAAACUGGCUUCCUAUUGCGCCGGUCACCGAGUUUCGCGCUUUUGUCCGCCGCAACGUCCUUGUUGCUGUCUCGCAGUACAUCGACGUGGUGUGCUUUCCAGAGUUGGCCGUGCCCGGCGCUGCCGAUCUUGUCGGUCGGCGCGCCACGGCCGCAGUCAACGACCUGCUGCCUCUGCUCGAGACUCUGUCCUUCCCGGACGACUCGGUCGUCCUCGAUCUGGUCCUCCCUCUCGACGACGACGCUCAGGCCUUUGUCAUCGAGUGCAAUCCCUACACCGUCAAGACUGGGCCUGCACUCUUUGACUGGAAGCAAGACGCGCCGCUCCUCCUCGCCGACGAUCCUGCUGCUGUUGUAGCAGCCGCUGGCGGGCCCGAGGUCCGGCUCAUCACCUCACUUGCUCAGCGGCGGAUGAAGGGCUUUAUCAACCCGCGUGCGGACCAUCUCGCCGUCCAGGCCCGUGUGAGUGUGCGCGAUGCGCUGGCUUCGGCUCGGUCGCGUCUCAAUACUCUGGAGCUGCUCGCCAAGACUGCCGCGAGCCAAGCGCUUGCCGCACCGGCUCCGCCAGUCCCGCACCGCCCGCCUGUCGAAGACUAUGCUCCGCGGCGCGACGUCAUGCCGCACAUCGUCCCGGAGCCGCUGCCGCACUAUCGGCUCGGUGGCACCUGCAGGAUCAACGUCGCACGGGCGCUCGAUGCCGCCACCCGUCCGCUUCCAAGCUCGCGCUAUGUAGCCACUCGUCCGUGGCGGCCGCAGUACUCGAGCUCCUUCCGACAUCCGGACGAUCCGGUGCCGUCGUGGCGGCGCGAGGCGCAGACCAUGGUCACCUCACGGCGGCUGCUCUCGUCUUCGAUCCCGCUUGCCAGCCGGCCUCUCGGCGUGCCUUCAGACCCGCACCUCGGGUCAGACUCGUACCUCGGUCCGCGUCCGUCCGAGUACCUCUUCCGCCGCACCUUCCGCCGCUCGCCCUCGCCGACCUCGCCCGAGUCGAACAAGGCUGUGCUAGCCCAGGUCGCCGACCUCGCCUCGAGGGUUGAGGCGCUUCACGCCUCGCUCAAACCGCCGCCAUCGCCGCCAUCACCUGUCUCGUCCCGCCGUGAUGGUAGUGCUACCCUUGCGUCGUCGCUGCUCUCUGUAUCGCAGCUUCCGUCUUCGUAG
Thecamonas trahens ATCC 50062 is the source of this 1710-nucleotide messenger RNA. RefSeq lists its product as uncharacterized. The coding region runs from base 1 to 1710 and encodes 569 amino acids. The record is from RefSeq and is a predicted model, not a curated record. NCBI's taxonomy places the organism in Eukaryota, Apusomonadida, Apusomonadidae. The transcript is spliced from 2 exons.